GCUCCGUGGCCACCGACACAAUCUCCUGACACAACUUACCACAGCCCUGAUAUUUUCCUCUUUGUGGAAGAUUGUGAAAGAAUUCCAUACGUCACAAUCUGUCGUUAAACAAGUGCUUCCUAAAAGUUCCAAGGUCGAAGGACGAUCCAGGAAAGGGGUCGUACUGGGCAAUAGACAGCAACCCCCCUGAAGACCCCCUCCCUGCCAGACACAAGAAGAGGCCGAGGCUGAACGAUCGGGCGUCACCGUACAGUCCGGAGCCAGGGCUUGGUGUCACGAAGAUGCCGCCCCAGACGUUGACAGCCGUCAAUGUGCAAGUGUCUCCUCCCUCACCUCAAAAUCAAAGUAACUGCAAUUUCUCUGAAAGUAACGGAAAUCCAGAUGACAUGAAUGCAUCAUCCAAUCUUGUUAACCUCUACAAGUCCGUCUUUGAAAACUCUACAGGUAACUUGAAUGCUCUCCUCAAUGGAAACAUCUCACAGAGCCAAAGUGGGACAGGCAUUCCAAGUUUGAAUUGUUCCACCAGUGAGUGGUUACAGAACCUGGACUCGCUGAAAGAGAGCAUGCGAUUGGCUGGAGCGGGGAGUGACCUCAAUAAUAUCGACAUGACCCAGUUUCAAGCAGGCCUGAUGGAGACCAUGAAACAGGAGGACCCAGCAAACUGGUCGUUAAAACCAGAACAGUUUGCCGAUUUAGCAUCUUCUCUAAACAAUUUCUUCAAUCAAUCACUGCUGCAGAGUCAAAACCAGUCAAGUAGUACCAGUGGAAUAUCAGGUCCUGGAAACGGCUUCUGUAACAGCAGUAACUCGGUGAGCAGCAGCCAGCUGAACAUGGCCGACGGAGGGCCUCCGUCAAAUGCUUCAGAAAGCUACUCAUCUUGUCAGACCGUGGUUUCACUGCCGUCCGGGACACAAUAUCACCAUUCGGACGACAUCGAUGACGACUUCAACUGGGACAAGCUGCUGUAGUCGUGUUGCCAUCACAUCACAUCACCUCAUCCAAUCAGAAGCCUCAUUGAAGACCAUGUGACAGUUCACAUGCUGCUCACAGAGUUAAACCAUUUGUUGAUAUUCAUAUAUACUGCUUAUACAAGGAGAGGAGGGUUGGACAUAGGGCGUGUUGCCUUGUGGUAGGACUAUAUGGUGCAAUGUGCUUUGUAAAUAUUCUGUUGAUUGUAAAUAACAUAUAUAUAUUCAAUUGUUAUUGUCUUCUGUUAACCCAGCAAAGAUCUUCUAUUUCCCUUGUUUUGAAAUAGUUCAUAGUUUUGCGUUUAGCAUUUCAACGUAAUGACAAGAAAAAGUCUGUUUGGAGGUAUUGUAAGUUUUGAAAUGCGAAGUUUGUACGUUUUGUGCAUGGAAUCAAACUCCAUUUUUGUGUUACAUAUGGAUUCAGACUAUUUUGGAAACAAAAACUGUGACAGUUUCCAUAUUGUACGGAGCUACUACCCCGACCUCUGCCUGGUUAAAUCUUCGACUCCAGGGUGGUCGGGUUGUUGAGGUGGUAGUUCUUCAUGACCAAGUCCUGGGUUUGAUUCCCCACAUGGGUACAAUGGGACCAGCCUAUUCAGGGGUAGACAGGGAUACUGCUGGAACAGUCCUGAAACUUGCGUCAACACAAUCUUACACUCUUACUUUCCAUGGGUUUUUUAUUUAUUUUUCCAUUGUUAGCAAUGAUAGUUGGACAUUGUUGUAACUAUUUUUCUCCUCCAGUGUUUAUAUCGAGUCCAACAACACGACGCCAGUCCUAUGUUCUGCCUCUUCUCUCCUCGGGUUGUAGGGUUCCUUUGUGUGUCAACCUCGGUCACAGUGUGUGUAGAUGCAAGGAGAACCAGGGAUGCCAGAGUUAGAUGUUAGCCCCCAUCAGGGCUACUGUACUAGAUAGCUUGGCCCCAACUGUGGAUAUGUAGCUAAUUCUGGUAUUUUGUAAAAAGUGUGUAGUGGAGCUUAUGUAUUGUAAAUUGAAUUGUGAUGGUUUUAUUCUGAUCGUGUGUGGAAAGUUCGAGUUUGUGAAACUAACUAAGGAAAUUCUGUACAUUUUAUCUAAAAUAUUCAUCGAGAUAUUCAUUGAGAUAGGUAUGCCAUUCUUCAACUCAGAAUCUUCUAUGCACGAAUAGAGAGAUUUUGUCAUUGCAUUCUCGGAUGUGACUUGAAACGUGUAGCAUAGUGCAGUAGUCAGUUUUUGAAAGAAAAAAUAUUACAGCUGAAGACGAAUGCUGUCAUAACUUGUGUUACGAUAAACCAUUGAAUGAUCUCACUACGGUAACCAUAAUGGUCACCUGGAGUUUUUAAAUACAGGCUUUGACAGUUUAGGCCGCAACAACUUGAUAUUAGUUUGUACCUAGAAUCUCCAACAUUGUUUACAUUUUGUUCAAAGAGGAGCACACAAGUCAUUUUGUCUAUUAAAUUACAUGACAGAAUGCAUUCUGCUGUCCAAGGUUUUUCAAUCUGGCUGCUCUGUGUCCCCUCUCUGUCGAUUCCUGCAGUGUGUCACGUCUUGCAUGAUGAGAACAAGAGGUUUUCAUGAACUGCCAGAACUGGGACCCCAAAACAUUUAACAAACAAAAAAAUCAAUGUUUUGGCUUUUUUGUAACAAGCAGUACCAUUUGAAGAUGCUCAUGGAAUUAUAGAAACAUGUAAUAUAACAUCGAAACAUUAAUUGUCGUGAUAUUAUUGGAUGAAAUAGGUCAUAUCUUGUAGGAGACUGGUGACUGUUUGUAAGUUAGUAUUUGAGAAUUAAAUAUUGCCACUUCGGAAUGAAAAAUGGAUGUUUCGUAGCAAGAACAAAAUUCUACUGUAUAUUAUGUUGCAGUGAUUUUGAACAUCAGGUCAUUUGUUUCAAGUCCAUUUCUUAUCUUGUGUCAGCAGACGUCACUUGUGUCGUGUCAAUUUCACUCCCACACACUCACGUCAUGUCAAAUUCAAUCCAACUCACUGUGUUAGGGCAAUUUCAUACCAACAUCACUUGUAUCAGAUCAAUUUCAUAUAAGCUCACUUGUAUCAGGUCAAUUUCAUGCAUGCUCACUUGUGUCAGGUCAAUUUCAUACAAGCUCACUUGUAUCAGAUCAAUUUCAUGCAAGCUCACUUGUAUCAGAUCAAUUUCAUGCAAGCUCACUUGUGUCAGAUCAAUUUCAUGCAAGCUCACUUGUAUCAGAUCAAUUUCAUGCAAGCUCACUUGUAUCGAGAAUUUCAUACAAGCUCACUUGUAUCAGGUCAAUUUCAUGCAAGCUCACUUGUGUCAGGUCAAAUCUUAGAGUGUCGAUGACAGCUGGCAAUCUGAUCUUGCAUGAAUGGACAUGACAAGUCAGGUUGGGAAUGUACAUUUUUAUUGAAUCCUAUAUUUGUUUUUAUUUAUUUCCUAGACGACAUUCUGCCGAGAAUGAAAAUGCUCCAUACAUUGCUUUUGCCCAGAUUGAGUUUAUUUUCAAUAUUGUAUAUACAAUAUGACAAGGAAUAGGCCUGAUUGUUCCUGAGAUUGAUUAUUGUAUAUAUUUCUUGUUUCUUUAGUGUGUUUUGGCUCCGAUGGAAAACCUGUUUCAGAACAUCAAGUAUUAAGAGAUGCUUGGAUGAUGAUUUUUAAUAAUAUUAAACAAUGUCUGUUUAUUAACCUGAAGAUUGUUUGCAUAGACCAUGUAUAUGUGUUAGUGUUCUUGUAACUUGGCAUGAAAGGUUUCAUGUUCAUUUUAAUUUUAAUCUUUUUGUUAUACUACAUCAUUAAUAACAGGCAAAUGUGUCCUUUUUAUCCUAUAUGAUCACCCGGGUUCGAUUCCCGACAUGGGUACAACGUGUGAAGCCCAUUUCUGGUGAUCCCUGCCAUUCUUAAUUAUUUUCAUGUUGAUAAAGCUGCGGUCGGGUAGC
Molecule: messenger RNA, 3854 nt
Organism: Haliotis rufescens (red abalone)
Lineage: Eukaryota; Metazoa; Mollusca; Gastropoda; Lepetellida; Haliotidae
Product: forkhead box protein J3-like
Exons: 10
Coding region: 282-968 (228 amino acids)
Biological process (GO): regulation of transcription by RNA polymerase II
Cellular component (GO): nucleus
Molecular function (GO): RNA polymerase II cis-regulatory region sequence-specific DNA binding; DNA-binding transcription factor activity, RNA polymerase II-specific
Source: RefSeq, a predicted model, not a curated record